Molecule: messenger RNA, 1964 nt
Organism: Aspergillus novofumigatus IBT 16806
Lineage: Eukaryota; Fungi; Ascomycota; Eurotiomycetes; Eurotiales; Aspergillaceae
Product: ubiquitin domain-containing protein DSK2
Exons: 2
Coding region: 210-1622 (470 amino acids)
Biological process (GO): ubiquitin-dependent protein catabolic process
Cellular component (GO): cytosol
Molecular function (GO): polyubiquitin modification-dependent protein binding
Source: RefSeq, a predicted model, not a curated record
UAGAGCUGUCUCCCCUCAUAUCCAGCUUACAGAUAGGCAGUCGGCUCAUCUGGCUUUUCUCAAUUUCAUCAUUUUUCCUGUGUUGUGCCAUAUUCUCAGUCAUACUUUGAAUUCUACCAACUAUCCCUCUGUCGUUGAGUGUGAUCCCUCUUCGCAGCGCAUCAGCUCUACCCUCCUCAAUACUCCUUCCCGCACCUGCAUUACGUAUCAUGGCCGACGAUACCGCCACGACUGAAGAUUCGCCCAUCACCUUCACAAUCAAAUCCUCCAAUGACGCCAAAUAUACCCUGACUCUUCCUCUUUCUACUCAAGUCUCGGAAUUAAAAGAGAAGCUCUCAUCUUCCGAAUAUGCCGAUACUCCAGCUGAACGUCAGCGCUUGAUCUACUCUGGGAGAGUGCUCAAGGAUAAUGAGACUCUAGCCACUUACAAGAUCAAAGAUGGCCACACUGUCCAUUUGGUAAAAAGCGCUGCUAGUAAUCAGAGACAGGGUGGGGCUACGCAGAGUGCGGCUACAUCUGCACCUACUGGUACCUCGGCUGCUCCUUCAGCUGGUGCUGUGCCCACCAAUCUCGCUGCCGGUACUGGUAAUAACCCGCUCGCGGGCCUGACAGGUGCAAGAUACGCUGGAUUUGCACAGCUUCCGGGUGCUGGCAUGUUCGGUCCAGAUGGCGGGAUGGGACCUCCUCCCGACGCCGAAAGCAUGCUCAACAUGCUUGAGAACCCCCAGUUUCAAUCUACCAUCAAUGAAGCCCUGCAGAACCCAGCCAUGAUCGACAUGAUGAUCCAACAAAAUCCCAUGUUGCGUGAUAUGGGUCCUGGAGUGCGGCAAAUGAUGCAGAGCCCUGAAUUUCGCCGCAUGCUCACCGAUCCCAAUUCUAUCCGUCAUAUGUUGCAGAUGCAGAGGGCAUUUGGUGGCGGCGGAUUGGGCGGAGGUAGUGCGUUCCCAGCGCCUGGAGUGACCAACACGACGCCCGAGGAGAACAGAAACAACCAGAACAACAACAAUGCGAAUGCGGCUGCAGCGGGCGCGCCUCCUUUCAACCCUUUCGCUCCUCCUGCGCUAGGAGCCGGCAAUCCUUUCGCUGCUCUUUUCGGCGGAGCCCCACCAGCUUUCGGCGCCAAUCCGUCAAGUACCUCGACAGCUGCAGGUGGCGAUGAAUCCCAAGGCACGCAAGGAGCAACUGGCAGCGCCGCUCCUGGUAGCACAACUACCAGUGAGGGCCAGAACCAGCAGAAUCUUCAGAAUCCAUUCAGUUUCUUGAUGAACCCCGCCAUGUUCGGAGCUACAGGCUCUCAGGCUGGACAGGCCGGCUUAAAUCCUUUCAAUCCGCAGCAGAACCCCUUCCUUCGAGAUCCCGCACUGCUGUCGCAGAUGAUGCAGGCCAUGGGAGCCCAAGGAGGUGCGACCGGUGCUAAUCCUUUGGCGGCUCUGCUUGGAGGCGCCGGCCUUGGAAGCCCUCCGCCGCAGGACAAUCGGCCGCCUGAAGAAAGAUACGCGGACCAACUGCGACAACUCAACGAUAUGGGCUUCUUUGAGUUCGAGAGAAAUGUGGAAGCUCUGCGACGCUCAGGCGGCAGCGUUCAGGGCGCUGUAGAGUAUCUCUUGAGUCAUCCUUCGUAAUCUCUGGGACUCCUUGCGCUGUGCGAUUUCUCUCCUCUUUCCCUUCCGUCUGGUCGGUUCGCGGUGCAUCGGCUGGAUGUCCUUCAUUUGCCAGCACAACCCAAUCCUGUUGGCGGCUUCAUCUUCUGUCUUCUUAUUCUCGACACAUUACCUUACGAUUACCCCUCGGCGAAUUAGUUUCCUCAAAUGUGAAAUAGCCUGAUAGGCGACCGUUUGGACAGCUUAGUGUAACUUUUCAACUUCAGGUCCCAGGUGAGACGGUAGGCACGAUAGACUUUCUGAUUUGUUUGUGUAUGUUCAUAAUCUCUCAUGAAGCUGAUUAUUCAGCAUUCUCCAUCGUUA